AUGGACUCAGGUAUUCAAAAGUUGAUGUCUGAGUAUCAGCUGCUAUUCUCAGAGCCAACUGGCCUUCCUCCUACCAAAGGCCCAUUUGAUCACAUAAUUCCUUUAGCCACUGGUAGCAACUCUGUCAACACCCGACCAUACAAAUACUCUUCUGCCCAUAAAGAUAUCAUUGAGAAACUGAUCCAAGAGAUGCUAGGACAAGGCAUCAUACAACCUAGCUCUAGUCCUUAUGCUUCCCCUUUGGUAUUGUUAACCCCCUAUGAAGCUCUUUAUGGUCAGCCACCCCCUAUUUAUUUGCCUUAUGUUUUUGGUGAUGUUGUGGAUAAAUAUGUGGAUAGAAGUUUAACAAUGAGGGAACUUAAGCUCCAAUUGAUCAAGUUCCAUUUGGCUCGAGCACAACAAAGAAUGAUCUCUUAUGCCAAUGCCCACAUAACUGACAAGAACUUCCAAGUUGGUGACUGGGCCCUGCAAAAAGUUGGUCCUGUCACCUACAAAGUAGCCAUAUCUGAUCACAUUGCCAUACACCCCACCUUUCAUGUUUCCCUACUCAAGCCUUGUCACAAAAUUCCUGAUGCUAUUCAUCAACCACCUGUUCUCGAGCUAACCAAUUUCUAUUGUCCAGCUCCUAAGGCAAUUAUUGAUAGAAGGAUGAUAAAGAAGGGCAACAAAGCUGUGGCGCAACUUAAUUUCUUUUUCUCCGUUCUUAGCUUAGCUGCUCAAUACCCCAUCAGUAAUUGGGAUACUAAUUUUUGGAGGUAUCGGAAAGCUAGGGUUUCGGGGUCAGGAGAGUACUCGGCUUCGGUAACACUUUUCAAGAAAAGUUCUGGGGAAGAAGAGAAAGAAGGGAGAAGCAGCAACAGAGACAGACGAAUACCUCACCAGAAAACACAAACGUCAAAAGACACAAAAAGAACCGUUAGCUGGUUAGAAAGACAGUUCACAAGACAGACGAAUCGGGAUCACGACUCCAAUAAUGGUGUUGACUACCCAACUGCAGUAGCUGUAGCUGCAUUUGUUGUAAAAUCAAUUGAAGACAAGAGCAAUAGAGAACAAAGAAAGACAAGUGGUGGAGCUGAUAAUCCUUUAAGCAAGAUACAAAGUAAAGCAGCUGAUAUUACUGGGAGACGUCAAAAAUCCAUUGAUGCCAAAGCUUCAAAAUCAAGUUCAAAAGUUCAAGACAAAAAUGUUGUAAUACGGACAGCAACGGUCAAUAAAGAACCAAUUACUAACUCUGUCCCGUCCCCUAAGAAGAAUGCAACCACAUUUGCAGAUAAGAACAUUGACAUCACAACUCCUAAAACGCCAGAGACUAUGGCGCCCAAGCUUGCCUUACCGCCAACUAGACAAUCUACGUCUCAACUAGAGAUGGCAAAAGGACCAAUUACAACAAAGCCUGGAACUGGAAAUUCUAAAGCAGAUAUUUGGGAGAAAGAAGAGAUGAAAAAGAUCAAAGAACGGUAUGAGAAGCUCAAGAAAGUAAUACAUGACUGGGAGACUAAAAAGAAGAAAAAGGCGAAGCGCCAUUUAGAGCAAACUGAGGCACAAUUAGACAGGCGAAGGGCGAAAGCAAGGGACAGUUUCUACAGUGAUAUUGGAAGGAUUGAACACAUAGCAGGAGGAGCCAAAUCACAAGCAGAGCAAAAUCAAGAAAAUGAAGAGCUUAAGGUGAAAGAGAAAGCAAAUAAAAUCAGAUCAGCUGGGAAAAUUCCAGCAACAUGUCCGUGCUAUUAAGCAAGUUCAAUUACAAGAAGGCCUUAAAUAAUGUACAAGAUUAACAUUUUGAAGAUCGCUCUAACUUUUAUGCAGGGAAACUGAGUCACUUGACUUCUUUUAUUGGAAAAGAAAAAAUAAACAAGCUAUAUUUUCUGAUCGA
This is a messenger RNA of Nicotiana tabacum (common tobacco), 1873 nucleotides long. NCBI's taxonomy places the organism in Eukaryota, Viridiplantae, Streptophyta, Magnoliopsida, Solanales, Solanaceae. The record is from RefSeq and is a predicted model, not a curated record.